Molecule: messenger RNA, 1563 nt
Organism: Ascochyta rabiei
Lineage: Eukaryota; Fungi; Ascomycota; Dothideomycetes; Pleosporales; Didymellaceae
Product: Acid phosphatase
Exons: 2
Coding region: 1-1563 (520 amino acids)
Cellular component (GO): fungal-type cell wall
Molecular function (GO): acid phosphatase activity
Source: RefSeq, a predicted model, not a curated record
AUGCACGCAGCUUACACAAAGCCACUGCUUCUUUUCAGCGCUGUAGUGGCCCUACUGUCGCUCUAUUGGGGCCAUGUCUCGAAAUGCUCCACGAGCCCAAUUCGUCCUUAUCAAAACAGGCGCCCUGGCCACACGGAGUAUUGUGAGUACGAGUGCGCAGGCAAGCCUCAUCACUCGAGUUGGAGUAGCUGGUGGCACCCGCAACGCAACGACGGUAAUGUCCUCGAGCGCGAGCAGGGUGCUGGCACCACGACAAAAGACUGGAACAUACUAUACCACCUCGGCGGUAACGGUCCUUGGGUAGAAAAGGUCAUUGAUGUCGUUGAAAGCGGGAUUGCUGUACCUGACGGUUGCGAGGUAGAGCAGGUGCACAUGAUGGCUCGACACGCUGAGCGCUAUCCUACCAAGACCGCUGGCGGUAACCAAAAAGCGGUUGUCGAGAAGAUGAAGAAGAGUGGGAUUCGCUUCACUGGUAGUCUGGCUUUUUUCAACGACUGGGAAAUCUUCUGGUCUGAUGACGCGCACCUCGAGCAACUGACCAGCACUGGGCCGUUCAGUGGCCGCCUCGGCUCCUUCACCACUGGAGUUCGACUGCGGACCAGGUACCACCAUCUCGUCGAACAAGCCCUUGCCCGCAACGCGACCACCUACUGGGCCAGCGGUUCGAAGCGAGUGAUAGAGACAGCCCGGCACUUUGCACUCGGUUUCUUCGGUCUGGACACGGCCACUAACCUGCGAGUCAUCUCCGAGAAGAAACAUCGAGGCGCAGAUACGCUCACACCAGGCCGAACCUGUCCUUCUAACCAAAUCGACAGCCAAGAAGGCAAAGCAAAAGGCUACCGACUCAUGGGCGAGUACAGAAACACCUAUCUGCCACCGAUCGCCGAGCGUCUGGCAGCGCAAACAGGUCUGUCCUUCACCUCCCAGGACAUCUUCUCCAUGCAAGAGAUGUGCGGCUUCGAGACUACUGUGCGCGGGAAGAGCGCGUGGUGCGAUGUCUUCACGCAGGACGAAUUCCUCGCGUUCGAGUACGCCCGCGACAUCCUACAUUACUACCGUGCAGGGCCUGGACAGAAGUACGCAGCAGCCAUGGGCUGGCUGUGGCUCAACGCGACGACAAAUCUGUUGCUCGAGGGACCCAACGCGGGGCCGGUAUUCUUCAGCUUUGUGCACGACGGUGACAUCGCACCAAUGAUCACCGCACUCGACAUCAUAAAUGACAGUAAACACCUGCCCACAUCACACAUCCAGCACACCCGCAAGUGGCGCAAGUCGCAAGUCUCGCCCAUGGGCGGGCGCAUCAUUUUCGAGCUGCUGUCCUGCAAGGCCGACGACAGCGGCACCGAAGAGCAAAGUAGCAGCCGGGUGGAGAAGUUCGUGAGGCUCAAUAUCAACGACGGCAUCACGGCACUGCCUGACUGCCAGAGUGGACCGGGCAAGAGCUGUCCGUUGGAGGCGUUUGCGGCUCGGACGAAGAGGAAGGGUGAGGCUGCUGGAGGUUUCAAGGAGCUUUGUGGGUUGGAGGAUGGAGCGGCGGAGAGGAUUACAUUUCUGCAUCAGUAG